This is a messenger RNA of Ilex paraguariensis (yerba mate), 555 nucleotides long. The record is from the annotation of a GenBank genome assembly. Lineage: Eukaryota; Viridiplantae; Streptophyta; Magnoliopsida; Aquifoliales; Aquifoliaceae.
AUGUUGAUUAGGUAUGUGAAUCGUAAGUUUAGUAAUCAGUAUAAGGCCACAAUUGGAGCUGAUUUCUUGACGAAAGAAGUUCAGUUUGAAGAUAGGCUGUUCACAUUGCAGAUAUGGGAUACCGCUGGGCAAGAAAGAUUUCAAAGCCUUGGCGUGGCUUUUUACAGAGGGGCAGACUGUUGUGUCCUUGUUUAUGAUGUGAACGUCAUGAAAUCAUUUGACAAUCUGAACAACUGGCGGGAAGAGUUCCUGAUCCAGGCCAGCCCAUCUGACCCCGAAAACUUUCCAUUUGUUGUCUUGGGAAACAAGAUUGAUAUUGAUGGUGGCAACAGUCGAGUGGUCUCUGAGAAGAAAGCUAGGGCGUGGUGUGCUUCCAAGGGAAACAUACCUUACUUUGAGACUUCUGCAAAAGAAGGAUUCAAUGUGGAAGCUGCUUUUGAAUGUAUCGCCAAAAAUGCUCUCAAGAACGAACCUGAAGAAGAAAUAUAUCUUCCUGACACCAUUGAUGUCGCGGGUGGAGGGCGGCAGCAAAGAUCAACAGGGUGUGAAUGCUGA